AUGACUAGAAAGAAGGUCAAGUUGGCCUACAUAGCUAAUGACUCAACAAGAAAAGCCACUUUCAAAAAAAGGAAGAGGGGCUUGAUAAAGAAGAUAAGUGAACUGAGCACACUCUGUGACGUUCCAGCGUGUGCCCUAAUCUAUAGCCAGUAUGAGUCUCUCCCUGAUAUCUGGCCAUCCCCUUCCGGCGUGCAGCGUGUUAUCGCGCAAUUCAGAAAUAUGCCGGAGAUGGAACAAGGGCGGAAGAUGUUCAACCAGGAGACCUUUCUCAGGCAGCGGAUCGUGAAGUCCCACGAGCAGCUCAAGAGGCUGAGGAAAGAGAACAGAGAAAAGGAGGUGUCGAGGGUGAUGUUCCAGACCCUCACUGGUAGGCCUCUUCAGGGACUGAACAUGAUCGACCUGAACGACCUAGGAUGGCUAAUCGACCAGAACGUGAAGGAGCUUGGUGAGAAGAUCAAGAGCAAGAGAGAGGAGCUGCUGGCUCAGAGCAAGAGAGAGGAGCUGCUGGCUCAGAGAAAUGAAGUCACAAUGGCUGCACCAAAUGCAGCAGCUUCGCCUGCGAGAGCUGGAGACCAUGGCAUGGACCUGAACAUGCAGCAGCCAGCAAUGGAGAACACCAUGCAGAGGCCUCCAUGGUUCUCAGAUGUGAUGACCCCGCAGGAGCCUAUGGGGUCUGGUGCUGCUGGUGGCGAUGAGGUGUUGCCCUUCGGAGAUCAGAAUCAUCCUGCCUUUUGGCAUAACAGUCCCUUUUUUCAUUGA
Prunus dulcis (almond) is the source of this 759-nucleotide messenger RNA. RefSeq names its product agamous-like MADS-box protein AGL80. The transcript has a single exon. Gene Ontology annotation, molecular function: RNA polymerase II cis-regulatory region sequence-specific DNA binding; protein dimerization activity; DNA-binding transcription factor activity, RNA polymerase II-specific. Gene Ontology annotation, biological process: positive regulation of transcription by RNA polymerase II. NCBI's taxonomy places the organism in Eukaryota, Viridiplantae, Streptophyta, Magnoliopsida, Rosales, Rosaceae. The coding region runs from base 1 to 759 and encodes 252 amino acids. The record is from RefSeq and is a predicted model, not a curated record.